GGGCGAAACUUCGGGGGCCAGAUGCCCCAGGGCGCGGCGGCGCUGCCAGGCUGCCGCUGCUGCCCCUGCGGGCCCCGGGCGCGUCUCCGCAGGCGGCACUGCCUGCGGCGCGGCGUGUGCACCGAGCGAGUGAAGGUAUGUGUGGCGGGCGCGGCUGGAGCUGCCGCCGCCGCCGCACCAGCAGGUCCUAAUGCCUGUCACUUCCCAGGACGCUGGCAGCAGCAGCCCGGAGCCCCCGAGCCCUCCGCAGGUUUGCCUGUCCUUCCCCGCGAUCUGAUUGGAUAAAGUGGGGGCUCGACGGUGGCCGACGUGGGACAGUCUGGCUGUGGCAGGGGUCUCGGAAACCAUGGGUUAUUGCAGUGGCAGGUGCACGCUUAUCUUUAUCUGUGGCAUGCAACUGGUACUGAAGAUGGAUGGGGAUCAUUAGGUAUCUCUUAUUAUAUUGUCCCACAAAUAUCUUAACCGUUUGUGUGCUGGAGAGGCAAAUAUUUGACUUCCUUGGAUAUCAGUGGGCACCUAUCCUGGCAAAUUUUGUACAUAUUAUUAUCGUCAUUCUUGGUUUGUUUGGAACUAUUCAAUAUAGACCUCGUUACAUAACAGGAUAUGCUGUCUGGCUAGUCCUCUGGGUUACGUGGAAUGUGUUUGUUAUCUGCUUCUAUUUGGAGGCUGGGGACCUCUCAAAGGAAACAGACCUUAUCCUGACUUUUAAUAUAUCAAUGCACCGAUCUUGGUGGAUGGAGAAUGGACCAGGAUGUACGGUGACGUCAGUGACACCCGCCCCAGACUGGGCCCCAGAAGACCAUCGCUACAUCACGGUCUCAGGGUGUUUGCUGGAGUACCAGUACAUAGAAGUGGCUCAUAGUUCCCUCCAGAUUGUCCUCGCACUGGCAGGUUUCAUCUACGCCUGUUAUGUUGUGAAAUGUAUAACUGAAGAAGAGGACAGCUUUGAUUUCAUAGGUGGCUUUGACUCUUAUGGCUAUCAAGGGCCUCAGAAGACAUCUCAUUUACAACUACAGCCUAUGUACAUGUCAAAAUAAUACAGAUGACCGCAGUAUGUCAGCCCACGAACCUUUCAAAGAACUUUUUUCGCAGUGGCCUCCUGCACUUUAUGAAGAGCAAGAAGCAACCGACUUUAAAUACAUAUACGUAUUAACAAAACAAAUGCAAAGCCUCUACACACAACACUGACACACACACACGCACACGCACACACACACGUGAGCACGCACACACCAAUUCCACUUGACCUCCUCUUUCUAACUGAAACAGACAAAUAUGCAGGACACGCCCAUCUUGGAUUUCCUGAAAGCAGGCUCCUUUCUCCCAGGCCUUUGGAAAGUUCAAAAGGAGAUGUGUUGAUGCCCAACGGUUGCUGGCCGUUGCUAAUUCCUCUGCAGCCCAGCCGGUCGGCCUCUGUGAGCUGGGAAGUCAUCCAAGGCACGUUAGUUUGGGAGCUCUGUCUUCUGCACUCCACACAUCUUGACAGCAACACAGCUACUUAGGCAAUGUAAUUGCAAAAACAAACAAAACAUGUCAUGAUGACCUUGUACCCGAAGUCCGAAAUGGCAGAUUGUUUGCCCUAAAGGCUGUACCGUACAUACUUGCCUUAACCCACCUAUGUUGUGUGCCCAGGAAUCUCAGUGCAGACAGCCCCAAGUCACUUCCUUUAGGCUAACACACUGCUAUUAAUUCUGAAUGAGUUCAAGCCUGUGUGUUUCAUGUCAAAGAACAAGACUGAAUAGCUCAGCAGCUCCAGUGUGUCUAUAUAAGAAAAGUGCCAGCUGUCAGCAAAGUGCUUUACCAUAGAGCCUCCUUGGUGGCCCAAAAGAGACAAGUAACAAUAACAGUAUUUGUCAUCUUUGUAAUUCUAAAAUAUGGUCUUCUGAUGGGGUUGGGGAUGGGACAGAGUAAAACAUUAAUCUACUAAACUCACUAAUCUACUGGAAGCAGAAAGCAGAAAUGGCUUAACUCGCUGAUUUUAUUUACUGCACUCUAGGUGCUUUUAUAAGUAUCUACAAUUGUCUUUUACUAACACAGAAACAGCUGUGGAUUUCUAUCAACAGAGGCCAACUGAAUAUGUAUUAGCUAUGUUUACUCUUUUAUAUCUAAUUCAAAUUGAAGACUCUACGUAGGUGAACUUUUUUUUCUAACUUCAGCGUACAAGAUUAUUUUUGGGUGGGUGGGGGGAGCAAUAGUUACCUUGGUGAAAUAUUUGAGAUCUUUUUGUGGUAUUUGGGGGAUCUGUUGUGUGUUAGAGUGUAUUUCAAUCCUCCUGUAUUAUUGUGGCAGAAAAAACUGUGCUGUUAACGUAGUUGGCAACAAGAUGCCUUUGGAAACUUAAUAGUAGGUCAAUGUGUUUAUGGAAUAUUCUGAACUCCUAGGAAAUUUUGUUCUAUAUUUUAAAGCAUUAUUUGGUUUUCAUUAGUGGAAAACAUAAUUAGCUCAGGCUUAUCAGGAACUCAGAUGAGUCGUAUCUUUUCUUGGAUACACCUGAGACAUUAAACUCAAUUUUUUGAAACUAACACACCAUUCUUUAGUGCAGUGAAAUUCAGAAGUUAGAAAUUGGCAUGGAGCAAGUUUUUUCUUUGGUUUCUAUGAUGUUUCAGUUAUUGGAUUAAACUACUUUGGACCUUAGCCCAUUCAGAUCUACAUACACCAGUUCCAUUACUGUGUUUGCAUGGAUGUCUGUAAUAUACACACACAUAAACAUUUGAAAAUGAUAGAGGAACAAAGAGUUAUCAUUGGAACAUAAACUAUAAAAAAAGAUUCCAGCACUCAUGCUUGAAUUUCCUCAGUGGGUUGUAUGUUUGUCCAUACAUACAUGUAUAAAAUAAACAAUGACGAACAUGUCAGUGAAACCUCAUAAAGCGCUUUUAUAGUGACAUGCAUGUUUAAUGUAUGAGAAAAAUAUUUACCAAUGUAUUGUCCUUUGAUUCCUAAAAUAUAAAUACUAUACAUGCCACAAACUAUUCUAAUGUGACUUUUUAUGUGACUAUUAAAAUGAGGUUUCACUGUACGUUCAUGCUGUGGUGACAUCUCACCUUAUAGUACAUGUAUAUGGCUACAGAAAAUAAGCCCUCAUAUUCCUGCUUUCAGUUACAGCCAAGUUUUCACCAAAUCACGACUAUCAUCACCACCAAAAUUUUAAAAAACAGUAGUUGACUACUAAAAAGUAAUCGGCGGACAGGUCUUUAAUGGGAGUAGUAAGCACAGUAGUGUGGUUAUAUCUGGGAAAACAUCUACAGUUGUACAGCUGUAUCCUCCUCAAAAUCCGGUGAAGAAUGCUAUUUUUCUAGGCUGAGCUUUUGUUAUAAACCUAAUAUUCAGAAGGCAAGAGUUAUGAUCCUGAUGUGUCCUUUUUUUUGCAUUUGUUAAUUCUGAAUGUAUUUUUAACAGAGUGAUUUUUUUGACUUACUCGUGUAAUUUGCAUUUUAAAAAUAAAUGGAAAAAUGCUUAA
Piliocolobus tephrosceles (Ugandan red Colobus) is the source of this 3457-nucleotide messenger RNA. It is a transcript of the gene NKAIN2, whose product is annotated as sodium/potassium transporting ATPase interacting 2. Bases 414 to 1037 code for a protein of 207 amino acids. The transcript is spliced from 8 exons. Lineage: Eukaryota; Metazoa; Chordata; Mammalia; Primates; Cercopithecidae. The record is from RefSeq and is a predicted model, not a curated record. Gene Ontology annotation, biological process: regulation of sodium ion transport.